Messenger RNA from Cutaneotrichosporon oleaginosum, 1249 nucleotides. RefSeq lists its product as uncharacterized. Lineage: Eukaryota; Fungi; Basidiomycota; Tremellomycetes; Trichosporonales; Trichosporonaceae. The record is from RefSeq and is a predicted model, not a curated record.
UCUCGACAUUCCAGCCAACAUCAAGUAUACCCACGGCCCACCGCCCGCCGCACGAUGGCCGCCGAAUUCGACGACGUUCUUAUGAACCAGCCCGUCGUCAUUGACAAUGGCUCGGGCACGAUCAAGGCCGGUUUUGCGGGGCAGGAGCAGCCGACAUGCUACAUCCCGAGCUUCGUCGGGCGGCCCAAGCACCCGCGCGUGAUGGCCGGCGCGAUCCAGGACACGCACUUCAUCGGCAAGCGGGCGCAGGAGCUGCGCGGCCUCCUCAAGGUCAAGUAUCCGAUCGAGCACGGCGUCGUCACCGACUGGGACGACAUGGAGCGUAUCUGGAAUUGGGUGUAUACCGAGGGUCUUUCCGCGCUGUCCGAGGAGCACCCCGUGUUGCUCACGGAGGCGCCGCUGAAUCCGCGGCAGAACAGGGACACUGCGGCACAGAUCUUCUUCGAGACGUUCAAUGUGCCCGCGUUCUUCACGAGUAUUCAGGCUAUUUUGUCGCUCUAUUCGACGGGAAGGACGACGGGGAUUGUGCUCGACUCGGGAGACGGCGUAACCCACGCCGUGCCCGUCUUCGAGGGGUUUGCGCUGCCGCACGCCAUCCAGCGGAUAGACCUUGCAGGGCGCGACGUGACCGAACACCUCCAGCUCCUCCUCCGCAAGGCAGGGCAUUACCUGCACACCAGCGCGGAGAAGGAGGUCGUGCGCACGAUCAAAGAGCGCACCUGCUACCUCUCGCUGAACCCGACGAAGGAGGAGAAGGACAACGGGGGCGCGUGGGAGGAGUUCCGGCUGCCGGACGGCAAGGUGAUCCAGCUCGGCUCGGAGCGGUUCCUGGCCCCCGAGAUCCUCUUCAACCCCGACCUCGUGGGCGAGGAGUAUCCGGGCGUGCACCAGGUGAUCGUGGACUCGAUCAACCGCGCCGACUUGGACCUGCGCAAGGCGUUGUUUGCGAAUAUCGUGCUCUCGGGCGGCUCGACGCUGUGUACCGGCUUCGGCGACCGGCUGCUGCACGAGGUCAAGAAGCUGUCGCUCAAGGACGUCAAGCUCAAGAUAUAUGCGCCGCCCGAGCGCAAGUACUCCACCUGGAUCGGGGGGUCCAUUCUCGCGGGCCUUUCGAGCGCACGCAAGAUCUUCAUCACCGCAGACGAGUAUAAGGAGGACCCGGACAUCAUCCACAAGAAGGGCUUCUGAUAGACUAUGUGUAAUGCCAUACCCGGACGAGUGUAAUGUAUACCUGCAUAUAGACGGCUAG